AAACCUUCCUUGUUCGUAUCAUCUGGAGCAGAAGAAGGGCUUUUGUCCAUGGAGGAAGAGUUUCAAGAAGAAGAUGUGUGGUCAGUUGUGAAAGAGAGGGAAACUUCAGGUCCUGAAACGAAAUUUCCAAGAAGUCUCCUUCCUCCUCCUCCUCCUUCUCCAUGGCUCAUUCCUAGCUCACCAAGAACAGUGAUUCGAGACAGAAGCAGAGAAAGGGCAGGGGCAAAACAGUCAUCUGCUCCUGUGAAUGUCCCUGACUGGUCCAAGAUUUAUGGAAACAAGAAGAAGAAGAAGAAUAUUGGUUUGCGCUAUGAUGAUGAUGACGAUGACGACGACGAUGAUGAUAGUACUGAUGAUGGUAUGGUGCCUCCACAUGAAUGGGUUGCAAGAAAGCUGGCAAGAACACAGAUCUCGUCAUUUUCCAUGUGUGAAGGAAUUGGGGGAACACUUAAGGGAAGAGAUCUAAGCAAAGUGAGAAACGCUGUCCUGACAAAAACAGGUUUCUUGGAGUAGACAAAAAAUAUAUAUUUAUAUUAGUUAUCAUGGAAUGGAGCAAUGUGCAUGAAACAUUCAUCAUCAUCAUCACCAUCUCGAACUUCAUGAUAUCCACAUCAUCUUUAUCUCUGUCACUGUCAUGUGGGGAUCACUC
This is a messenger RNA of Tarenaya hassleriana, 649 nucleotides long. RefSeq lists its product as uncharacterized. Bases 49 to 513 code for a protein of 154 amino acids. Lineage: Eukaryota; Viridiplantae; Streptophyta; Magnoliopsida; Brassicales; Cleomaceae. The transcript has 2 exons. The record is from RefSeq and is a predicted model, not a curated record.